Messenger RNA from Saccharomyces paradoxus, 858 nucleotides. It is a transcript of the gene SEI1, whose product is annotated as seipin. The record is from RefSeq and is a predicted model, not a curated record. NCBI's taxonomy places the organism in Eukaryota, Fungi, Ascomycota, Saccharomycetes, Saccharomycetales, Saccharomycetaceae. The transcript has a single exon. The coding region runs from base 1 to 858 and encodes 285 amino acids.
AUGAAAAUCAAUAUAUCCCGUCCAUUACAGCUUUUGCAAUGGACUUCAUAUAUUGUCGCCGUAUUUCUAAUACAAUUGCUAAUCAUUCUUCCUUUAUCAAUCUUAAUAUAUCAUGAUUUUUACCUGCGACUAUUACCUGCUGAUUCUUCUAACAUAGUUCCCCUUAAUACUUUCAAUAUUUUAAAUGGCGUACAAUUUGGUACAAAGUUUUCCCAAUCCAUCUCAACCAUUCCAGUAGGCACAGAUCUACCGCAGACAAUAGACAAUGGCUUAUCGCAGUUGAUACCCAUGCGUGACAAUAUAGAAUACAAGCUCGAUCUAAACUUGGAGUUUUACUGCCAAAGUAGAACUGACCGUUCAAAUCUAGACAAUUUGUUAAUCGAUAUUUACAGGGGUCCAGGUCCCAUAUUGGGUGUUCCAGGAAGAGGGGACAGCAAAGAUGAAAAAGUCUUUCACACUUCUAGACCUAUUGUCUGUCUUGCACUAACGGAUUCCAUGUCGCCCCAAGAAAUUGAACAGCUAGGCCCAUCUCGCCUAAAUGUCUACGGUGAAGAAUGGCUAAAUACAAUAAGAAUAGAGGACAAAAUAUCGUUAGAUUCUUCAUAUGAAACGAUUUCGGUGUUCUUAAAAACUGAAAUUGCCCAAAGAAACUUGAUAAUAUGCCCGGAAAGCGGUAUUAAAUUCAGGAUGAAUUUUGAGCAGGGAUUAAGAAACUUAAUGCUUCGAAAAAGAUUUUUAUCUUAUAUUAUAGGCAUUUCAAUUUUUCAUUGCAUAAUAUGUGUGCUUUUUUUUAUAACAGGUUGCACCGCAUUCAUUUUCGUUAGAAAGGGUCAGGAAAGAUCCAAGAAACAUAGCUGA